UUGUAGUACCAAGCAACCACUUAAGAAACCAAGAGAGCUAGAGUGAUAUCCACUUGCCUCAGUUGCCAUGGCCUCAAUGCAGUGCUACAAGCCCACAUACGAAACUUGCCAGCAAAAAUGCCAUGAAAGCUCUCAUGGCGGGCACAAGGUGCCUGAUAUGGGUAGCUGGGGAAUGAAAGCAAAUCACCAUGGAGGCUAUGGCUAUGGGAUGGCCAACAACGAGACUUACAGGCAUGACCAAACCCAUGCCUACUACCCAGACCACAACAUGGCUAAAACACAGGCUCAGUAUUAUGGUCAAACCCACAGCCACUACCCAGAACACACCAUGUCCAAAACUCAUGAGGCUUAUAAGUACCAUAGCCAAACCAAUGGCCUUGGUCGACCCUCUGACCACCACGCAAUGGCCCAUGCUAAUUACGGCCAUGGCCAAGCCUAUGGUCAUCAUGCAUCUCAUGGUAUGAGCAUGGCUUGCCAAAUGAAAUCUGAGAAGAAAAUGAAAGAAAAGCAUGCAUCUCAAGGCAUGAGUAUGGCUUGCCAAAUGAAGAGUGAGAAGAAAAUGAAAGAAAAGGGGUCUGAGUAUAAGAAGGAGAAGAUGUCAUACAAGAAGAAGUCCAAGUCAAGCAGGAGGAGCUGCAACGAUUCUGAUGGCAGCAGCGGAAGUGACAGCGAUUGAAGAUAAUGACUGCAUAAAAGCACCGACUAAAGAAGCAGCUAUGUGUGAUCAGAUCAAAUGAAGGUGCUUUGGCAAUUAUAUAAUAAGUAAAUUAAGAAGACUAAUAAGAGUAGAUGCAUGCCCAAUGAAGUGGCUUCAUGAAUAUCUAUAUCUUGUGUCCUAUGUAAGACUAUGGACUAUCUAUAUUGUGGUCUUUAAUAAAAGUCCGUUUAACAUC
Quercus lobata is the source of this 893-nucleotide messenger RNA. RefSeq lists its product as uncharacterized. The transcript has 2 exons. The record is from RefSeq and is a predicted model, not a curated record. Lineage: Eukaryota; Viridiplantae; Streptophyta; Magnoliopsida; Fagales; Fagaceae. The coding region runs from base 68 to 676 and encodes 202 amino acids.